AUGGCUUGGCGUUUCAAAGCCUCUAAGUAUAAAAAUGCGGCACCGAUUGUGCCUAAGCCAGAGGCAUGUAUUCGGGACAUUUGUGUUGGAUCAUAUCAAACUUAUGGGAACAACAUUUGUGCAUCUGCUGCCUUCAUGGCUUUCAACUGGGAGCAUGUUGGGUCGAGCAUGGCUGUCCUGCCCCUGGAUGACUGUGGAAGGAAGAGCAAGACAAUGCCUCUGCUGCACGCACAUUCUGACACCAUAACUGACAUGGAGUUUUCACCCUUCCAUGAUGGUUUGCUGCUCACAGGUUCACAGGAUUCCUUGGUAAAAAUAUGGCACAUUCCACCAGAAGGUUUGAAGGAGUCUCUGUCGACUCCGGAGUGUACGUUGUCUCAGAAACAGCGUCGCGUUGAAAAUGUUGGCUUUCACCCGGUGGCUGAUGGUCUGAUACACGUCGCUUCGGGCCAUGAACUCGCUCUUUGGGACCUUACUAAGCAGAAAGAAGCUUUUGUGAACAGAGAUCACGGUGAGGUUAUACAGUCUACCUCGUGGAAGAAGGAUGGCAAGCUGCUGGCGACUUCUUGCAAGGACAAGAAGGUCCGCAUCAUAGAUCCGAGGGCGGCCACCGCUGUAGUGGAUGUUGCUAACAGCCACCAGAACAUUAAAGACAGCAGGAUUGUGUGGCUUGGAGAUCAGGAUAGAAUACUGACUACUGGUUUCGAUUCAGCCCGUCUCCGUCAGAUAAUGAUCCGUGAUAUCCGCAACUUAUCACAAACGCAGAAGACAUUGGAGCUGGACUGCUCCACUGGGAUCCUGAUGCCACUCUUCGAUCCUGACACCAACAUGUUGUUCCUGGCUGGGAAGGGAGACACUACGAUCUUGUACAUGGAGCUAACAGACAGGGAACCUUACCUCAUUGAAGGAUUGAGACAUUCCGGUGAACAAACCAAGGGUGCUUGCUUAGUACCAAAGCGAGCUCUUCGCGUGAUGGAAGGCGAAGUGAACCGAGUGCUACAACUGGCUGGGUCAUCAGUCGUGCCUAUUAUGUAUCAAGUGCCAAGAAAGAGUUACCGCGACUACCACGCAGAUUUGUACCCGGAUACGGCUGGGUCAGUGACGUAUCUCAGUGCUCCGAUGUGGCUCGAUAACCAAGACCACCCAGUACCUAACAUUUCUUUACACCCAGACGCCAAUAAUGGCACACAGAUUCACCGCGGGAACUUAGAAGAGAUGGUAAAGGCCAUAUUGGCAAUGCCUCCACCGAAAAAGACCGAUUCCAAGAAGACGGCGUCGGCACCAGUUCAGAUCGAAGAACCUGUGAAAACGGUAACAAAACCACCACCAGAACCAAAAGAUGAAGACCGAAUUGACUUCGUUAACGUAAAAGACCUUAUUAAGGGCAUGGAAAGACAAAAAUCUAACAAAGUAGACUAUCAGAAAGAAACAAAUGGCUUCCACAAAAAGAUUACAGAUAACGGUCACGAUAAUUGCCACGAGAAGAAGAUUGAUUCUGAACCAGAAAAGACCGAACCAGACGUUAUUCCGCAAAAGACUGAGAAGACCGAGGAGAACGAUGAAAAGACCGAAAAGACCAUUGAGAAAACUGAUAGUACGGAGUCAACUGAGUCUUCUCUAUCGAGGAGCAACAGUUUAAUUAAUGGAGUGCCCGUUCAGGUUCCAAAACCGAUGCCAAGAUCCUCAAUUUCGGAGCCAGGGUCCAUGGAGGAGCAUUCGGAGGUCCCUAAACCAAAACCCAGGACCACAACAGUACCUGGGUCUGGCUACAAGGUACAUGAGCCUCGUCUUGGGCCGAAGCCGUUCUCAGCGGCUACUGGCAACGAAGAUUUCUCAUUUGAUAAAGUCUUCUCAGUGCCAGCUGUGCCUGGACUCACGAAAUCUGACUCAGCAUCGUCGCCAGUAUCUGGCCAGGCGACUACCCCGACCGCUACAUCGACGCCCACAGCCAAAGACGGCAGCGAAGAGAAAGACAAGUCGUUGUCGCCGACUAGUGAUGUGGAAAUUGCGCCUAAUAAAGAAGAGUACACGAAUGGCAAGUCGGACACAAGUUUAGAAGAAGAGGUGAAUUCUUCUGACUCCGGCUACCGCCCGAAGACGCCGAGCACAGCGGAACGAAGGAAAAUGUUCGAAAAUACCGACGGUGCCCAGUCAAUAGCUGACCGUCGCCGUGCGUACGAGUCGAGGUCUGUGAGUGUCGCCGUGGAGUCCGAUACACCGCCCUCGCCCGCUCCCCUGAGACGUCGAGAUUCGCUGAAAUCCCGUAAAAGUCCAGACCGUGAAGACAAGAGGGCUUCAGUGCCUAAUGUCACUACAAAGAGGACUUCCACUGUGUUUGGUAAAGUAUCGAAAUUCCGUCACUUGAAAGGAACUCCCGGCCACAAGUCGACUCAGUUGGAGAACAUCAAGAACAUUAGCAGACAGAUAUCUGGAGAAUGCAACGGUUUCUAUGCCAACGGGUACCGCUGCGCCGUCCCGCUGGGCGGCGGCGGCGGGCGCGUGGGCGUGCUGGAGCUGCCGGCGGGCGCCACGCGCGUGUCGGCGGCGCGCGGCCCGCCCGCCGCCCCGCGCGUGCCCGCGCUGCUGCACCCCGCGCCGCUGCAGGACUGGGCCUGGGACCCCUUCUGCCCCACCAGGCUACUCGUAGCUUGUGACGACGGACUGGUCCGCGAGUGGAUCAUACCCGAAGAUGGACUACAAGAAUCAACGAACGAGCCGGCUCGUACGUUCUCGGCUCACCCGGACAAGAUCUACAUAAUACGGUUCCACCCGACCGCGUCAGACUUACUGACCACCGCAGCUCAUGACUUGAGUGUCAAGAUCUGGGAUUUGAACCCGGAGACUCCGGUAGCAGCCAUUAUAUUAACUGGCCACACUGAUCAGAUAUUCGCAUUAGACUGGUCACCAUGUGGGGAGUAUCUAGCUACUGUCUGCAAAGAUGGACUUAUAAGGGUAUACAAGCCCCGUUCGUCGCCGGAGCCCAUAGCGAGCGGGCCGGGCCCGGCCGGCAGCCGCGGGGCGCGCGUCGUCUGGGCGCUCAACGGGACACAUCUCGUCGUCACCGGGUUUGACAAAGUGUCAGAGCGCCAGAUCCUGCUGUACAAGGCCAGCGACCUGUCCGCGCCCGUAUGCACGGUGGGUCUGGACGUGUCGCCCGCCAUACUGCAGAUACACAUCGACCACGACUCCGGCACUCUGUUCCUCACUGGACGGGGUGACUCUACGAUCUAUUGCUACGAGGUAACGAGCGAGGCUCCCCAUCUAUGCGCGCUGUCACACCAUCGCUCGCCCACACUGCACCAAGGGAUCGCCUUCUUGCAGAAGAAUCUAGUCGCCGUUGAAAAGGUGGAGUUUGCAAGAGCAUUACGACUGACUAAUGGAACAGUUGAGCCGCUAUCUUUCACUGUGCCCAGAAUAAAGAGCGAGUUGUUCCAAGACGACCUGUUCCCGCCGACGGCGGUGACGUGGGCGGCGUGGCAGGGCGCGGCGGGCUGGCUCGCCGGGGACACCGUCGCGCCGCGCAUCGUCAGUCUGCAGCCGCCUGGGAUGGAGCCGCUAUCGGCGCAUACCGCGGCGUCCCCAGUAUCCCGCGAGGCCCGCGACCGGCCGGCGGCGGCCGCCAAGCCCAAGCCGGACCUCAUCAAGUCACAUGUACCGCAGGAUACCAAGGCCAAGGAGGACAGCAUAAUGAAAUCCAUUAGCGCCAAAGUGCAGAUGAAUUUGAAAUUGGAGCAAGACAGUAUGGAAGGCGUAGACGAAUCCGAAUGGGAUCAGUGA
Messenger RNA from Spodoptera littoralis (African cotton leafworm), 3777 nucleotides. Lineage: Eukaryota; Metazoa; Arthropoda; Insecta; Lepidoptera; Noctuidae. The record is from the annotation of a GenBank genome assembly.